Messenger RNA from Clupea harengus (Atlantic herring), 2925 nucleotides. It is a transcript of the gene arhgef37, whose product is annotated as Rho guanine nucleotide exchange factor (GEF) 37. Gene Ontology annotation, cellular component: cytoplasm. NCBI's taxonomy places the organism in Eukaryota, Metazoa, Chordata, Actinopteri, Clupeiformes, Clupeidae. The transcript has 14 exons. Bases 380 to 2497 code for a protein of 705 amino acids. The record is from RefSeq and is a predicted model, not a curated record. Gene Ontology annotation, molecular function: guanyl-nucleotide exchange factor activity; protein binding.
AGCUCCCGCUGUCAUCACAGCAACCAAUGAGCCAUAUGCAGUGAUCAGACUGACUGCAAUCUGAAUGCACUGUGGCAUGGACUGCUGACCUACUAGACAACUGAUUCUGACAAGCUAUUGUCUGUUGACUUACGUUGUUGGCUUGAUGUGGGCAACAAGCAAGCAAAGGAUGAUAGUAAAAUAGUGGUUUCCAAUUCACGGUUGAGGAGAUGUCCUUGUGAGAUCACCGUUGUGUUUACAGGAGCAACAGUUGGCUGGACGCUGUAUAUGCAGAGCGACGCCUGAAGCUCUGCCCACCUCCUGUAUGCAGACACCUCCCUCCUUCAGGAGCUGAAGCAGAGAGGAGCCGAGCCCUGAGAAAGAGGAAGAGGAAGAGGAGAUGAAGGGGGCGGGAGGGGCAGAGGAGAGUCCUCCCCCUGAGGAGGUGGCAGGAGAGGAGGAGGAUGAGUUCAUCAAGGAGGAGGAGCAGGAGAUGUCUGAGGAGAAGAAGGAGCGUUUAGCAGCGGAGCAGGAUGAGGCGCGUUCGAGAGCAGCUCAGAGGCAGGGGAUGGCCAUUGAAGAGCUCAUCCACACAGAGAGAACCUUCCUGAAGCACCUGCAGCUCUGCAGCCUGAACAUCAGGGUCAACCUGGAGAAGUUACAGCCUCCCCUGCCCAACCUGGAUGGAAUGUUCCAGCACAUCGGCGAGGUGAUGGACGUGUCGGCCCGUCUGCUCAGUCUGCUGGAACAAACCCAGAUGCAUCCCAGCGACCCGGAGUUCCUCCAGUUCCUCUGUGACUCAUUCCUCAGCAUGUCGCGGGACAUAGAGAUGGCUUAUAAGGAGUACCUGGCCAACUACAACAACAUCACAACACUGGAGAACAGCUACAAGCAGAGGGAGGAGCAGUGGGCAGAGAUGGUCAAAGUGGUCAAGUCCUCAGCGCCGGAGAUCAACGCAUCCAACCUGACGUUCUUCCUGGUGAUGCCAGUCCAGCGGAUUGCCCGGUACCCGCUCCUGCUGCAGACCAUCCAGAAGCACACGGACCCCACGCACCCGGCCUACGCCACCCUCACCCAGGCCGCACACACCGCUGUGCAGCUCAACCUGCCAUCAAUCAACGGUAAAGCGAAUUCCGGGAAGUCUGAUAAGUACAAGCGGACCGAGACCCUGACCAUCCGGGACAAAAUCAACCGCCUGAGUGGCCACAGCAUCGCCAAGAAGACGGCACGCCUCAGCCAGUUCCUCAAGCACGAGACGGGCAUGGUGCCACAGGCCAAGGAUGAGGAGUUUGACCAACUGGUAGCAUUCUUCUUCGUUAUUGAGAAAGGUGUUUGUGAGCUGCAUGAGGACCUGGAGGCAUACCUGAGCCACCUACAGAGGUUGCAGAGCUGUCGUCCUGAGGACCAUGACUUGGAGAUGGAGGCGGACAAGGGGGCGCUGUUCUCCCGUGAGAUCGCUGUGGCCCUACGCCAGUGGAUCUACCCUGAGUUUGAGCGGCGCCUGGUGUCGCUGGUCUUCAAGCCUCUCUGCUCCUUACGUGAGCUGCUGGCCGGGCCACGGAACCUGAUCCGCAAGCGCCGGGACAAGCUGCUGGACUACGAGCUGCUGGAGGAGAAGAGCUCGCUGAGCUACGAGGAGCAGGCGGUGGCCAACACCUACCGCACCAUCCACGCCCUGCUGCUGGCCGAGCUGCCCCAGUUCAACGCUCGGUCCACGCAGCUGCUGCAGGCCGCGCUGGGCAACCUCUCCUGCCUGCUCGGGGACCUGGCCACGGACAUGGAGCAGCUCGCCAACAGCUUCACACAGCAGCUCCCUCACAGCUCGAUGGACUCGCGAGAGUUCUGGAAGUGGGCUGAGAGCUCAGUUCUGGAGGCGGGGCAGAGUCUGGAGAAUCUGUGUCAGAGCGUUCAGGACGAGCUCAAUAGUCCCAUUGUACAGCCUCUCAGCAGUCCAGCUCAGAAGCGGCUGAAGGGCCUGAGGGAUCGGCACGGCCCAGAUAAGAUCUACCAGUUAAGCGGUCCGGUGGUGGGCACACGCGACCUUGACCUGACCCUGAACAAGGGUGAGCUGGUUGCCGUGUUGAGCGAGAUGGACACGCGUGGAGACCGCCGUCGCUGGCUAGUGGAUGCCGGAGGUCCCCGUGGUUAUGUGCCCGCCGCCAAGCUGGUGUGUUAUCAGCAGGUUGCCCAGGCAACGCCUCCAUCACCCUACCUGAGCGCCACCCUCCCUGCGCCGGCCAGCCGCAGGCACUCCUACAGCCCAGGGCCCCCCACCCCAGGGUUCUCCAUAGCAACACCCUGCUACCAGGUGUGUGCUGGGUAUGACUUCACUGCGCGUGGCAGUCACGAGGUGUCCCUGCGUGCGGGCGAGCCGGUGCGGGUGCUGCAGCCCCACGACAAGCGUGGCAAUGCCGAGUGGAGCCUGGUGGAGGCGCACGGGAGCAAGGGAUACGUGCCCUCCAACUACCUGGAAGUGCUGCCCGCCAUGGUGGCAUCCCCCUCAUUCCCCUACUGCUAGCCGGGCACGGACACUGGGAUGGACACUUUUUUUACACACACACUCACACACACACACACACACACACACACACACACACACACACACACACACACACACACACACACACAGACAGAUGGACACACAGACAGAUUUUCCCACUACACAAGCACUUCAGUGUAGGGACAGUUUAGGUGUGUUUGUGUGCGUGUGUGUGUGUGUGUGUGUUUUGAGGUACUGACUGAAUAGGGAGUGGAGUGGUGUACUCUGAUUAUAUGCUUGUACUGAGAGAUGCUGCUGGUAGCUACGGCAACUGAAGGCUGUUUUCUUGCAGAGGCUAGAUGGCGGUCACUGUGUCCACACUAAUGCUCACAGUCGCACACUAACACACAGAGACACACACUAACGCUCACAGACACACACUAACACACACAGACACACACUAACAC